GCUCGCAGGCUAAGGUUCCGGGGAGGCGGGGGCUCGCGGGGAGCCGGCGCGGAAGUGGCCGGCGGCCGCGCGCCCUGGUCCAGGCCUGCAGGCAUGUCGUCGGGGGACGAGGGGCCCGGCGGACAGAAAGGGGCCCCGGGAGCGGCCGCCACUCUCUGCGGCCUGUACCACGAGGCCGGGCAGCAGCUGAGGCGCCUGCAGGACCAGCUGGCCGCCCGAGACGCCCUCAUAGAGCGCCUCCGCGCCCGCCUGGCCGCGCUCGAGGGCGACGCGGCGCCGUCGCUCGUGGACGCACUGCUGGAGCAGGUGGCGCGCUUCCGGGAGCAGCUGCAGCAGCGGGAGGGUGGCGCCGUGGAGGCGGCGCUGCGCCAGGAGAUCGAGAGACUCUCUGAGCAGCUGGAGGAGAAGGAGCGAGAGGCCCAGCAGCGGGCGAGCCAGCCGGGCCACGCUCGCGAGCGGGAGGUGGCCCUGCUGCGCAGGCAGGUGGCGGAGCAGGAGCGGGCCCGGGCCGCCAGCGACGUGCUGUGCCGCUCCUUGGCCAGCGAGACCCACCAGCUGCGGAGGACUCUGGCCGCCACCGCCCACAUGUGUCAGCACCUGGCCAAGUGUCUGGAUGCGCGGCAGGGGGCCGUGGGGGAGCAGAGCCCGGAGCCAGGACGCGCAGGCAGGGAGGCCUCUGUCCAGGCUGCGAUUGAGAGGUUACGGGAAGAAAACCGACUGUUAAAGCAGAAGGUGACUCAUGUGGAGGACCUCAACGCCAAGUGGCAGCGCUACGACGCCAGCAGGGAGGAGUACGUGCGGGAGCUGCGGGCCCAGCUGCGGGGGCUGCCGGCCCCGGAGCCCGAGCUGGGGCUGAUGAGGAAGGAGAUCUCCCGGCUCAACCGGCAGCUGGAGGCGAGCAUCGGCGAGUGCGCCGGGGCGGCGCGGGAGCUGGCAGCGGCGCAGGAGCGAGCGCAGAUGCUGGAGCAGCAGAUCCUGGUGUACAAGGACGACUUCCUGUCGGAGAGGGCGGACCGGGAGCGGGCGCAGGGCCGGAUCCAGGAGCUGGAGGACCAGCUGGCCGCCCUGCAGCGCCAGGCGUCCCGCGGGCAGGACCCCCAGAAGCCAGGCUCCUGCCGGACUCACACAGGGGCCCAGCCCCCCAAGUACUCAGAGACCGAUGCCGUGGAGUUGCCGGCACCUGCCGGCCAGCGGCCCGGGACCGGGUCCCAGUGUCUGGCCGCCCCCGGAGAGGGCGGGCGCCCCGGCGGCGCAGCCCAGAGCGGCCAGGGGGAGCUCCAGUGCCCCCACUGCCUGCAGGGCUUCGGCGACGAGCAGGGCGAGGAGCUCCUGAGGCACGCGGCCGAGUGCUGCCUGUGAGCGCGGGCAGGCACAGGGUGGGGGGCGCCCUCAGCACGCGAGAUCCGGGCUGAGGGCGCUUCCGACCCCUCACCUCGGUCCUGCUCCAGCCGCGGACAGAGUGGGUCAGAGGGACCCGCGGCACCCGGGGUGGUGCGUGCUCGGGGGGGCCCGGCUCUGCUUCCGGCACAGAGUUCAAGGGGUCCGGCUGCGGCCGAGGUGACGGCCCCGCCCCCACUCUGCACCGGGGGCGCUGCAGCCUGCUGGGAAGGGGGCUGCCCGCGGGCGCCACACGCCGGCGCUGGGGGUGGGAGGGCCCCUCCAGGGGCGCAGAGUCCAGCGUGCGGCCGCCAGUCGCGGGCCCGGGCGGCCUCGGCGGGAGGAGCCGCUGUGUGCUCUGGGCACAGGGUGCUGCCGCGGCGCCGGUCACGCACCCCGGAGCUCAGGCACCCUCACUGCGUGUUCACGUGCUCAUGUAAUAAACGUGUUUGCUGCUGACUGCUGUGGGAAGGCGUGGUGGCCGGGCGCAGGGGCUCAGCCUCGUCCCCACUCAGGCGGGAGCCAGGCCAGGCGGGAUGAGGGGCGCGCCCACUGUGCCUCUUGCCUGGACCACCCUCGUGCCGUCUCCGUCUGGGCAGGUCCUCGAGGUGCAGUAGGGGUUCCUCUCCCCUAGGGAGCCCCCGCGCCCCCUCUCCGGGACUCCGCCCGGGGAGACCCGUCAGUGGGGUGGGGAGUGGCGUGGCAGGAAGCCCCAGCCUCACCGGCCUGACACACCGGGGCGGUUCGCGGACCCCGAGUGCUGCAGCGAGAGGACGGGGGCAUCCCACGCCAGGAGGGGGCCUGUAGCCCCUCGGCUGACCCCCGAAGUGGGCACGCUCGGGGGGACUGGCCGACCCUGGGCAGAGCAGGCCGGGAGCGGCAGGAGCUGGGCAGACGCUGCGGCAUCCCUUGCACGGUGACAGUUCAGAACUCGAGUCUCAGGGCCAGAGGGCCUGUGCGCGCACCCCAGGGUUCCCUCUGAAACCGGAAGGGCCCCCCUCGGAGUCCGGGCGACGUCCCGGGGCAGCACUGAACAGCCCUUCGCUGAAGGAGAGUGUGCGGGCUCCGGGAGCCACGACAGAGGCCGGCGCCCCUGACGCGGGCAGCAGUGCCCGGGGCCGGGCCUGGCCUGGCAGGGCCACCGGUCUGUACACAAAAUACAGCACGGAACACCGGAGGCAGAAGGAAGACACUUUCAGACACACACACAGUCAAAGCCCAGACCCAGGGGCCCGGACAGCAGGACGUGACCACAGGAAUGCUGCAGGCUGCAGGUGGAACACAGCCGGUGGGAGGGCAGUCAGGGCCGGGGACGGGGUGUCCACAGCGACAGCACGCCGGCCGGACCGCCACGAGCCUCCUGGGUGGUGGCAGGGAGCGUUUAGUAAACUCAGAUGACUGCGAGGUUUUCACCGACUUAACGUGGACUCUAAGGAGUGAAGAAAGCGUGUUAUGAUCUCUGGGGUAACCACUAAAAUGGUGCUGACAGUCUUUAAUUA
This is a messenger RNA of Phyllostomus discolor (pale spear-nosed bat), 2876 nucleotides long. It is a transcript of the gene TNIP2, whose product is annotated as TNFAIP3 interacting protein 2. Gene Ontology annotation, biological process: cellular response to lipopolysaccharide; regulation of transcription by RNA polymerase II. Bases 94 to 1359 code for a protein of 421 amino acids. The record is from RefSeq and is a predicted model, not a curated record. The transcript is spliced from 6 exons. Gene Ontology annotation, molecular function: K63-linked polyubiquitin modification-dependent protein binding. NCBI's taxonomy places the organism in Eukaryota, Metazoa, Chordata, Mammalia, Chiroptera, Phyllostomidae.